AUGGCCGAGGGCAUGAUCAUACAGGGAGAUGUCUUCCUUGGCACAUCGAAGGCUAGGACAGGAGCGCUAGCCAUGAUAGCAGGAGGAGGAACAGUCGAAAAUGGAAGGAUAACAGGAACAGCAGCAGUUGGGACAGCUGCGGCAGUUGUUGCAGUUGAGUCGGCGACGGCAGCUGCUGCAGGAGGUGCGGCUGUUGCCGCUGCUGGAGAUGUGGAGGCGGUCGUUGCUACAGAAGGUGCGGCAGCUGCUGCUGCAGGAGAUGCUGCGGCGGCUGCUGCUGAAGAUGCGGCAGCUGCUGCUGCAGUAGAUGCUGCGGCGGCUGCUGCUGAAGAUGCGGCAGCUGCUGCUGCAGUAGAUGCUGCGGCGGCUGCUGCUGAAGAUGCGGCAGCUGCUGCUGCAGUAGAUGCUACGGCGGCUGCUGCUGAAGAUGCGGCAGCUGCUGCUGCAGUAGAUGCUGCGGCGGCUGCUGCUGAAGAUGCGGCAGCUGCUGCUGCAGUAGAUGCUGCGGCGGCUGCUGCUGAAGAUGCGGCAGCUGCUGCUGCAGUAGAUGCUGCGGCGGCUGCUGCUGAAGAUGCGGCAGCUGCUGCUGCAGUAGAUGCUGCGGCGGCUGCUGCUGAAGAUGCGGCAGCUGCUACUGCAGUAGAUGCUGCGGCGGCUGCUGCUGAAGAUGCGGCAGCUGCUGCUGCAGUAGAUGCUGCGGCGGCUGCUGCUGAAGAUGCGGCAGCUGCUGCUGCAGUAGAUGCUGCGGCGGCUGCUGCUGAAGAUGCGGCAGCUGCUGCUGCAGUAGAUGCUGCGGCGGCUGCUGCUGAAGAUGCGGCAGCUGCUGCUGCAGUAGAUGCUGCGGCGGCUGCUGCUGAAGAUGCGGCAGCUGCUGCUGCAGUAGAUGCUGCGGCGGCUGCUGCUGAAGAUGCGGCAGCUGCUGCUGCAGGAGAUGCUGCGGCGGCUGCUGCUGAAGAUACGGAAGGAGCCGCUGGAGAAGAUGCAGCAGCUGCUGCUGUUGUAGAUGCAGCGGCGGCUGCUGCUGAAGAUGCGGCAGUUGCCGCUGAAGAGGGUGCAGUAGUUGCUGCUGCUGGAAAUGCAGCGGCAGUUGCUGCAGAAGAAGCGGCAGUUGCUGCUGCUGAAAAUGCAGCGGCGGCUGCUGCAGACAAUGCGGCCGUGGAUGCUGCAGGAAAUGACGCGGCGGCCGCUGCAGAAGGUGUGGCUGCGGCUGCUGCUGGAGAUGUAGCGGCGGCUGCUGCAGAUGGCGCGGCGGCUGCUGCUGCUGCAGCUGCAGUGGCGACCAGGCCGCAAACCGGCGGCAACAAGGCCGCGAAUCGGCGGCGACGAGGCCGCGGCCGGGCGGCAGCGACGCCGCAAAAGGCGCGACAGAGUCACGACACGGCCGUGGAAAAAAAAAAAAAAAAAGGGAGGGGGGGAGGCCGUGAGAGAGUCGCGCGGGGCCAACAAAGGGGCCGGGAAAAACGAAGAAAGAAACGGCCGCAACUGGCCGUCGAGGAGAAAGCGCCCGUGGCGCGACUAGGGGAAACGCAAAGCGCGCUCCGGGCAGAAAAAAUUUCUUAA
Molecule: messenger RNA, 1560 nt
Organism: Closterium sp. NIES-65
Lineage: Eukaryota; Viridiplantae; Streptophyta; Zygnematophyceae; Desmidiales; Closteriaceae
Source: the annotation of a GenBank genome assembly